Cavia porcellus (domestic guinea pig) is the source of this 6446-nucleotide messenger RNA. RefSeq names its product leptin receptor (gene Lepr). The record is from RefSeq and is a predicted model, not a curated record. Lineage: Eukaryota; Metazoa; Chordata; Mammalia; Rodentia; Caviidae. Gene Ontology annotation, molecular function: cytokine binding; cytokine receptor activity. Gene Ontology annotation, biological process: cytokine-mediated signaling pathway. Gene Ontology annotation, cellular component: membrane; signaling receptor complex; external side of plasma membrane. The transcript is spliced from 19 exons. The coding region runs from base 308 to 3796 and encodes 1162 amino acids.
CUUGGGAUGCUCCCGCCUCAGCCUCCCAGAGGGCUGGGCUCACAGGCGUCCCCUGCGGGAGACUGCGGUUCCCGCCCCCUGCGGGCUGGGGUCCUCCUCCCCUCGGCCAGCCCAGCUCCUCCUCCGGGUCAGGAGUUCGCAGCGAGCCGCGCGCACCGCAGGUGCCCGCGCAGGGAUCGGGAUUUGGAUUCGGAUCAGGAUCUGGAUUGGGAUCGGAAUCGGCCCCUUCUCUGCCCGACCCGGCGGACCCGUAUCAGGAGUCCCGGGCUCAGGUUUACUAAAAUCUGGUGCAUGUCUCUGAAGAAAAAUGAUUUGUCAGACAUUCUGUGUGGCUUUGUUAUACUGUGAAUUUCUUUAUGCAAUGGCCGCAUUCAACCUGGCGUAUCCGAUCACUCCCUGGAGAUUUAAAUUAUCUUGCCUGCCAGAUAAAAUGGAUGAUUCCUCCCUCUUGCCCACUGGAAUCUCAAACAACGAUUCAGGUCUGAGUGGCGAGAAUGAAGCAGCACUUGAAGCCAGAUUUAACUCAAGCGGCACUGACAUUGCUGACUUAUCCCAGGCAACCUUCCACUGUUGCUUUUGGAGUGAGCAAGAUAAAAACUGUACCGUGCGUGUGGACCGCCCUGAAGGGGAGGCCCUUGUGUCCACAGCGGAUUUUUCUGCUUUCCAGCAGCCAGGUGCAAACUGGAACGUGCAGUGCUGGGUGACAGGGGACUUGAAAUUACUCAUCUGUGCUGUGGAGCCCUCCCGUCAGAAUCCUUGCAAGAAUUAUGACCUUCAUCUUUUCUAUGCCCUCUUGGAAGUGGCAGGAGGCUCGCGCCUGGCUCCCCAGAAGGGUAGCUUUGAGAUUGUCCAGUGCAACUGCAGCUCUGAGGACCGCUGGGAGUGUCGCGUGCCGGUACCGGCAGCCAAGCUCCAUGACUCCUUCCUGAUGUACUUGAAAAUCACAGCUGCUUGGGCAACUUUUUGGUCGCCUCUGAUGUCAGUUCAGCCCAUCAGUGUUGUCAAGCCGGAGCCACCGCUGGAUUUGCAUAUGGAAAUCACAGAGGACGGUCAUUUAAAUAUUUCUUGGAACAGCCCGGUGCUGGCACCAUUUCCACUUCAGUAUCAAGUGAGAUAUUCCGAGAAUUCCACAACAGUCCUUAGAGAAGUGGACGAGAUGGUCUUGGCCCCGGCUCUGCUGGUGGACAGCGUGCUGCCUGGCUGCUCCUAUGAAGCUCAGGUGAGAGGCAGGAGACUGGACGGCUCGGGGGUCUGGAGCGACUGGAGCACCCCUGGAGUCUUCACCACCCAAGAUGUCAUUUACUUUCCACCCAAGAUCCUAACGAGCGCAGGGUCUAAUGUUUCCUUUCACUGCAUCUAUAAAAAUGAAAACAAGAUUGUUUCUUCGGAAGAGAUUGUUUGGUGGGUGAACCUAGCGGAGGAAGUUCCUCCGAGCCAGUAUGAUGCUGUGAGCGAUCAUGUUAGCAAAGUGACCUUUUCCAACCUGAAAGCCACUGAGCCCCGGGAUGAGUUCAACUACGACGCUGUGUACUGUUGCCAGGAACACCAGUGCCACCAUCGCUAUGCCGAGUUGUACGUGAUUGAUGUCAAUAUCAAUAUAUCAUGUGAAACUGAUGGGUACUUAACUAAAAUGACUUGCAGAUGGUCUGCGAACCCAAUGCAAUCACUUGUGGGAAGCUCUUGGAAGUUGAGAUAUUACAGGAGAAGCCUGUAUUGCUCUGAGCGUCCAUCCAUUCACCCCGUAUCGGAACCCAAAGAUUGCCAUUUGCAGGACGAUGGCUUUUAUGAGUGCAUUUUCCAGCCAAUAUUUCUGUUUUCUGGCUACACAAUGUGGAUUCGGAUCAAUCACACUUUGGGGUCCCUGGACUCUCCACCAACGUGUGUCACCCCUGACGCUGUCGUGAAACCGCUGCCACCAUCCAAAGUGAAAGCAGAAAUCACUGGAAAUGUUGGAUUAUUGAAAGUAUCUUGGGAAACCCCAUCCUUUUCAGAGAACCAGCUUCAGUUCCAGAUUCGCUACGGCUUGAGUGGGCAGGAAAUCCCAUGGAAGACGCACGAGGUGGAUGACGCCAUGAUCAUGUCCACCAGUGUCCCCGUACGAGACCUAUGCGCGGCCUAUGCUGUGCAGGUACGCUGCAGGCGGCUGGACGGACUGGGGUUCUGGAGCGACUGGAGCAGCACUGCCUACACGGCCGUCAUGGAUGUGAAAGUUCCUGCCAGAGGACCUGAAGUGUGGAGACGCAUGGACGGCGACAUUACCAAGAGAGAGAGGAAUGUUACCUUGCUCUGGAGGCCCCUGAUGAAAAUCGACUCUUUGUGCAGUGUGCGGAGCUAUGUGGUGCAGCAUCAGACCCCCCACAACGGCACGUGGGUGGAGGACAUGGGGAACCAGACCCACCUCACUUUCCUGUGGACGGAGCAGGCCCACACUGUCACCGUCCUGGCCGUCAAUUCCAUUGGGGCUUCCCUUGCGAAUUUUAACCUCACGUUCUCGUGGGCGAUGAGCGAAGUGAGCAUCGUGCAGUCCCUCGGUGCUUACCCUCUGAACAGCAGUUGUGUGGUUCUUUCCUGGACUCUAUCGCCCAGUGAUUACAGUCUGAUGUACUUUAUUAUUGAAUGGAAGAAUCUCGAUGAAGAUGAUGAAAUUAAAUGGCUUAGAAUCCCUUCAAACGUUAAGAAGUAUUAUAUCCGCGAUUAUUUUAUCCCCAUUGAAAAGUAUCAGUUCAGUCUGUACCCAGUAUUGUUGGAAGGAGUGGGGAAGCCAAAGAUACUAAAUGGCUUCACCAAAGUUGAUGAAAAGCACCAGAAUGAUGCAGGUCUCUACAUAAUUGUGCCGAUUAUUAUUCCCUCUUCUGUCUUAAUGCUGGGCGCACUGUUAAUAGCACACCAAAGAAUGAAAAAGCUGUUUUGGGAAGAUGUUCCAAACCCCAAGAAUUGUUCAUGGGCGCAAGGACUUAACUUUCAGAAGCCCGAAACAUUUGAGCAUCUUUUUACCAAGCACACAGGAUCAGUGACCUUUGGUCCUCUUCUUUUGGAGCCCGAGACCAUUUCUGAAGACAUCAGUGUUGAUACCGCAUGGAAAACUCAAGAAGAUGUGGAGCCAGCAACUUGGGUCUCCUUCCUUGCAACGGCACCUGACCCUGAAAAGGGGUCCACCUGCACGAGUGACCAGUGUGACAGCUCUGCCUUCUCUGCCAGGCGGGGCACCACUGUGAGCUGGGAGGAGGAGAGCCCCACACAGCCCUCCGUGAAGUACGCCAUGCUGGUCAGCACCUCGAAGUCAAGUGAAACGGAGGAGGAGCCAGGGCUUCUACCUGGAUCCAUGGGCAUGGGCUGCCCUGGCAGGAGUUCUCCAGGGAGAGACUCUCUCUCUGCUGGCUCCUGGGAGAUAGAAACAGAGGCAACUUUUAUCAUAUCAGAUCAACAGCCUGACAUGACUUCAGCACACCUUUCAUUCUCCGAAGGACUGGACGAACUUUUGGAGCUGGAGGGAAAUUUCCCUGUAGAAAGCCAGAGUGAGAAGUCUGUCUAUUAUUUAGGGGUCACCUCCGUCAAAGAGAGAGAGGGUGGUGUGUUUCUGACGGAGGAGUCGGGGGUGCUGAGUCCAUUUCCACCCCACUGUCUAUUUGCUGAUAUCAGGAUCCUCCAGGACAGUUGCUCACACUUGGUGGAAAGUAAUUUCAACUUUGGAACUUCUGGUAAGAAGACCUUUGUGUCUUACAUGCCCCAAUUUCAAACCUGUUCUACUCAGACUCAGAAGAUAAUGGAAAACAAGAUGCGUGACCUGACCGUGUGAGAUCAUUCCAGAAACCUUCGGGUUUGUGUUCUGAUGGCCACAGGAAGUGUCAUGGAUUCUUUUACAGCCGGGUACAGGAGAGAGAAAAAACUGUCAUGGUGGAGUGUGAAAAUGAUUGUGUCAAAAUUAUGGAUGUCUGUCUGUCAUUAAUCAAGAGGAGAGACCAAUCAAAGAAAUGUGAGAAAGCCUUCAGGAGCCGAGGUGGGUCUAUGGACUGCUCCAAGGAGUCUAUUCAUACACGACCGUGGGAAAGCCUGUUUCUAGCCAGAAAUAUUCCCGCUUCUCAGCGAAUACCUCCUUUGGAGCCUUAGACCUCUGAAGAAAGAACUAACCUCUAUUUCAGCAACAUCUUUAAGAGAGGGUUUCAAAUCAACACCUGUGAGAUAAAAUUGUUAUUUCAAGGGUGCAUUUCCCCUUGGGUUGUCUUUGUUUUGCACUAAUUCACACACCUACAAGUUUAUACUUCAUCCAGGUAACCUAGAACAUUCUGGAAGCGUGUGAUGUGUUUGUAUUUUUGUAACCAGAACAUUACAAAGCAGCACGAAAUAGGUGUUCCAUCAAAUGCUGGAUAUAGAGCUGUGAAUCCCGGCCCGAGGUUGUCCUGGUGCAGACAGACAAGCCAGCGAGCAGUCGCGUGCCAAAUCUGAGUCGCUCAGCACAGGAGAUUGCACGUUAGUGCGGUGUCACCCACUGCCAGGAUCCGGAGGAAGAGGAAACGCACCAGUCUUAAUUCUGCUCUGCAGGACACUGACAGGGCCACUGUGUGAUCUCCUUGCAUUGCCAGGCGUCACCGUGUCUGAGCCUGUGUGACUCACCAUUGUCAGCCAUGUUCUCCACCUGCACAUAAACUUUCAUCACUUCCUGAGCAUUCUUGUUUUAUAGGAAGCAGCCACUGUGCUAAUACUGUAACUCAGUUACUGCAAUAAUCCUACGAGACAUUUGUUAUUGUUAGACUCCUUUUAAAGAUUAGGAGAUUAGAUAAUCUGUCCCGGGUCACAGAGUUAGUGGGGUGAUAAAACCCUCUGCUGUUAAAUAGUGGAUUGUUAUAAAAAUUUAGGGAAAAUUUAGACUGUCUUAUACUUCAGGAUGGUUAGAUACUUACCUUUUCUUCCCAGGUAUUCUAUGAAAAUAAUUUAGGGGGCAAAGAGGUAAAUGCAGGCUUUGGUCUUUUAAACUUAUGAUAAAUCUGAAACUUAUCUUUUUAAUUUAAAGACCUUUAAUGACAGCAUAAGCUUCUAAUCUGUCUCUUUAAAUCUGAACUUUAUGAAAAGAAAUGCAGGUAUUCAUCAUUCGAGUUAUAGCUUCAAGUGCAAACAGAUUGUUAGAAGCUAAGUUAUGGGUCAGGAUUUGUGGAAUUUUGUUUCUCAGCUUGAAAUCCUAAAGUUCAAAGAUUAAAAAAAAAAAAAGGAAAAGCAAACCCACAAGACCCUGAGGCAUGCUUUCCAAAGAGUAGGGGCUACUGUAGGAAUCUGUGCCUUGUUUGAGGUGAGUUCCAGGUUGGCAGGAGGGCUAGGGACAGAGACCUUUUCUUUGUAAACCUAAUCUUCAAAUAAUAGAAGGGCCUGAAUGGGUCUCUCCAGCCGCAGGAGAGCCUAGACUUGGAAUAAGGGUUUCUAGCCCCAGUCAUUACAUUCUUUUUCCAAAAAACCCGGUUUCCUUUCCAAGUAUCAAACACAUGGCCACAUUGCUUCAGGAAUACUGACCCUAACUGCCCAGAAGGCCAAGUGAGAUUCCUCCUGGGGAAUCCUGGCUGGCCUGUCCAGGACCCACGCCAAGCAGGAGACAUCACAGACCCCAGGUUCAUUGGAGAAGAAGAAUCUGGGAGAGAAACUUUUCCCACAUUCUAUCUUGCAAGGGUCAGCUUGAGGUCACUUUCAUGGACUCUUGUGAAACAUUCGUUAUUGAGGAUACUGAUUCUCAGAUUUUAAAAUAUAAAAUUAAAAUUGUCCAUGCUAUGUUGGUCAAGGUAAGUUACAUUUGGAAAAACAAAAAAGACAAAUGUGGUUAGGAAAACCAGGAAGAGCUGUUUAUAAGAGAGAACUAGGGCAGUCGGUGAUUUCGCUUCCUGAACAACGCGUUUAAAACAGUAGAGCACCUCUGUUCCUAUCCACCAUGUGCAGGGAACAGCUUAAAAUACAAAGUUGUAGGUUAGAACCGAGGUCUGUUCCAUGCAUGGUGAGCGUCAAAAUGUGAAUCCCUUAGGGUUUUAUAUUGAAUGUGUUAUUUUUAUACGAAGUUUAUCAAAAUUUAUUUUAGAAAGCUUCUGAAAAAUGUCUAUUUUUCAAAAUUAAUUGUGCUUAAGAUGAAAGGCAUUACAUUUAAUUUUAUGAGGACCUCUGACAGAUUAGUUUUCAAUAACAUGUUUAUUCAAAAAAUGUGGAGAAUGCAUUUGGAAGCUAUUUAAUUUUGUAGUGACAGACAUCUAUUGUAGAUGACAUAUUUUUGAAACCUGUUUUUGAGUGUUUGGCAAACUGAACUUUCUGUUUAGUCACUGUGAGUAUGGUAAUAAAUGUUAUUUAAGUGUCAAAAUAUGCAUCACUAAUUGUUCUAUAAAGUUAUCCUCUUUCUCCUUUAUGUACCCAGGUUCAUAAAGUUUGUAUGACCAUAUAUUUUCACCUUUCAUCAUUAUGAGGCAUAAGCAAUGUUAUUA